Molecule: messenger RNA, 1918 nt
Organism: Uranotaenia lowii
Lineage: Eukaryota; Metazoa; Arthropoda; Insecta; Diptera; Culicidae
Exons: 2
Coding region: 32-1309 (425 amino acids)
Molecular function (GO): protein binding
Source: RefSeq, a predicted model, not a curated record
CAUUCUUACGGUGAGGAUUGCUUGAAACAACAUGGUCUUGUUUGCAAAUAAGCUCGUUUUUAUUGCACUUUUAGGUGCAAUUUGGUCCCUGGACGCCGGACAUUCCCUGGAUUUCGACUGCAGCUACCGGAACAAUCAAAAUUGGUGCACCAUUGCAAAUUUGAGUUUGGCCUCCGGAACAGAUCUAUCGAAACUUACCUUUGCCAACGAAAGCUUGAUCUACCUGAAGGAGCCCAGUGUGGAAUAUUUGUCUGCGGAGCUCUUGAACCGGAUGAUCGUGGUCGACAAGAUGGAAGUGGACGGAGGAACGGUUCCCAAACUUUACAUCAAACCAACGUUGACCAGAAUUAGUGCCCACCGAAACCGGCUGGCGGAAGUGGUGAUUGAUGCUGAGGAUAACUUUAAUUUGGAGCAUUUGGGCAUUGCGUAUAAUUUGUUGAAGAAAGUUCCGAAAAACGUGCGAUAUCUAAAGAAUUUGGCUCGGUUACAUUUGCACGAUAACCAAAUUGAAGUUGUAGAUAUGGAUCAAUUUGGGGAGUUGCCUAAGUUGAAAGUUUUGGCCUUGCACAGGAACAAAAUCGUAAGGUUGGAUACAACUAGAUCAUUGAAGUUGGUCCAUCUGGAAGAGUUGUUUCUGUACGGAAACCAGCUGGAAGAUUUGUUCCUGAAGCUGUGGGACUUUCCUAAUCUGGGAACAUUUCACAUGGCCGCGAAUCGCCUCAGUUCUGUUCCGGGUUUUGUAGGAAAGUUCCCUCAAUUGACGACGACAUCGUUUGGCGGUAAUCAGUGGAACUGUGUCUGGUUGAUCCUGACUUUGAAGCAGCUGGUUCAGCAAGCCCAAAAACUAUCGGUUCAAGGCGAUAAGCAGUGUUUGGGGAACAAAGUCGGUGGGAUUUGCUGUAACGGAGCUGCGGAUGAAUUGAGCACAUUUAUCAUGGAUACCAUGAAUGAACAAUACCUUCGGAUGAACAUCUGGAUGAUUAAGCAGGAACGAGCCAUUGACGGUAUAAACGAAGCAAUAGAAUCAUUGAAAGAGGAACUAUUUGAUAGUAAAUUGAAAAAUAUAGAUAGAUUCGCUGAUUUAGAAGAUGCUACAAGAAGGGUGGAAAAUAAUAUGAAGAGUAGCUUUAGUGAUUUUAGGAAAGAAUUAGAACGGAUUCAAGCCGACAGUCCCAAACAGGUUCUAGAACAGUUUGAAUGGUUUGAAGAAAAGUUGCAUGAAAAUCGUGCUUUGAUAGAUAAUGUUAUUGAAGAUUUAUACCUAGCCGAGAUAGAGAAAAAUGACAACAAAACACAAAUAAUAAAUUGAAUUAAAAUUGCAACCCCAGAAGAGCCACUCCGGUAAUCAUUCCUCAUUAGCCAUAGUGGCAUUCGACUACUACUAGCUACUACUUUGUGUUCCAAAAGAGCUCGUCUAGCUGGUCAACCAUAACGACAAUUUAUCGCCCACAGUGGAGAAAAGGACAUUCCCCCAACGAAAAUUUCCAUGUUUACCCCAACCCCAGUCAUGUCAUUCCACCUGUAACAUCUUCCCCGCAAACAAUUUUCCGAAAGGUACAUGAACUAUGAAUUCCAACUACAUCCCCCCGUAAAGACAGUCCGAAACUUCAUCGUGAACCCUAGAACGGGAACAUUUUUGGUCCCCGAAAGCCAUUCAUUCAGACGUGUUGGUGAUACCUUUUUUCUUGCCUGUAGAGUAAUCCUCCAAGAGCAACCGAACAUGCCAUUUGACUGCCACUUUACGAUUCGUGGGGAUGUCAUACCGGGUGCAAAGCAAUUUCCUAAAUAACAUCCUUUCGCUUCUGUUCGCCCCGUGCGCCUCAAAACACUCGGAACUAAAUAGGAAGACAGAAUCCCUCGGGGCUUUCCCGGAAUAGUUUGGCAUCAAUCGAUUUACGAUGAAUGGGCGACGAAUUUA